Pelodiscus sinensis (Chinese soft-shelled turtle) is the source of this 2044-nucleotide messenger RNA. Lineage: Eukaryota; Metazoa; Chordata; Testudines; Trionychidae. The record is from RefSeq and is a predicted model, not a curated record.
CGUCUGCACCCAGCCAAAGCUGCAGCGCGGUGCUAAGGGACCGGAGGCUCCUGGCUUUUGGGUGGGACGAAAACUAAGGCCCUGACCGCUUGUGGAUGGUCCUCACAGAUCCCAGAAGCACAGAGAUGUAGAGGCUGGAAGGGACCUUGAGAGGCCGUCUAGUUCAUCCCACUGACCUGGGGCAACGUCCAGGCUUACGUUGGGGGUGUUAAUUCUGGUGCACACGUACCAUUAACAGCCUGCCCAGGGAGGGGUCAUCCUAUCAUGAUAAUCUAUGGAGCCGGGGGGAAUCGUGAAAGCCUUUCCAAAGAGGAAGAAGAUGAGGGAUGACUCGGGAAAGACGGUCCCUCCAAAGGUCCUGAAACAGAAGGAAACUGGGAUUGUAGAAGAAUGGCUGAAGCCGGUCACAGCCUACGUGCUGCCAGCAGGCAUCGGGCCGGCCAGGGCAGAGAUCUUUCACAAGCAGAUUGCCCAGAAGGGGGGUCGCAUCUGCAACCAGCUCUCCUCGAAGGUGACGCACAUCAUAGUGGCAGAAGACAUGGACUGCGACCGGGCCUUUCGCCUCCUCAGACUGGCCAGGCUUCCCGCAGGGAUCCAGCUGGUGAAGGCCUCCUGGCUGAGUUUGUGCCUUAGAGAGCAGAAGCUGUUGGACACCGCGGGGUACAGCAUCUUCAUCCCAGACAGGUACCUGGAGGAGGAGGAUCUGCCAAAGGGACCACAGCAGCUUCUGGGCAGUGAGGCUGUCCAGCCCCAGACAGGGACGGAAGCAGCAGAGCUGAAGGCUGAAUCGCAGACAGCAACCACCUUGCCUCAGGACCCAGCCUCCUCAGCCCAGCAGCGUGCGGAGGUUCUCCACGCACAGAGGGACUCUGAUGAGGAAGGGAGCGAGGGGGAAGAGACCAGCAUCACCCCGGGAGAGCUGGCAGCCCUGAUCUCCGGCGGGCGCCCGGACGCCUCCUGGGGGCGUUCCACCGACAGCUGUCCCUCGGAGCCCUCUGUGGCCGGCAAGUGGGUGUGUGCUCAGUCCUCCAACAGCAAGAAAGUGAAUCACAACCAGCACAUCACUGAGAAGCUGGAAGUGCUGGGGAAAGCCUACACCGUCCAGGGGGACAAGUGGAGGGCUCUGGGCUACUCCAAAGCCAUCAACGCCCUUCAGAGCUACCACAAACCAGUCACCUCUUACCAGGAAGCCUGUAAGAUUCCUGGGAUCGGGAAGCGGAUGGCGGAGAAGAUCCUGGAGAUCCUGGAGAGUGGGCACCUGCGGAAGCUGGACCACAUCAGCGAGAGCGUGCCGGUGCUGGAGUGCUUCUCCAACAUCUGGGGAGCGGGGGCCAAGACGGCCCAGAUGUGGUACCAGCAGGGCUUCCGGACCCUGGAGGACAUCCGCACCAAGGCUCCUCUCACCAGCCAGCAGGCCGUUGGGUUGAAGCACUACGAAGACUUCCUGGAGCGCAUGCCGCGAGCGGAGGCUGCAGAGAUAGAACAGACUGUCCGCGAAGCAGCCCAGUCCCUGAACCCUGGGCUGGUGGCUGGGGGCGCCUCCCGCCGGGGGAAGUCCACCUGCGGGGACGUGGACGUCCUGGUGACCCACCCCGAUGGGCAGUCUCACCGCGGCGUCUUCGGUGGGCUGCUGGACAGCCUGCGGCGGAGCGGGUUGCUCACCGACGACCUGGUGAGCCAGGAGGACAGCGGUGCCCAGAAGAAGUACCUGGGCGUGUGCCGGCUGCCUGGGCCGGGGCGGCGCCACCGACGCCUCGACAUCAUCGUGGUGCCCCACGGCGAGUUCGCUUGCGCCCUGCUCUACUUCACCGGCUCGGCCCACUUCAACCGCUCCAUGCGCGCGCUGGCCAAGACCAAGGGCAUGAGCCUGUCGGAGCACGCGCUCCACACGGCCGUGGUGCGCGCCCCCGGCGGCCGCAAGGUGGAGCCCGGCCUCGUCCUGCCCACCCCCACCGAGAGGGACGUCUUCACGCUGCUGGGGCUGCCCUACCGGGAGCCCGCCGAACGGGAUUGGUGAGGCGGUUGGGGCCACCCAGUGUUCCCU